This is a messenger RNA of Talpa occidentalis (Iberian mole), 3902 nucleotides long. RefSeq names its product latent transforming growth factor beta binding protein 3 (gene LTBP3). Gene Ontology annotation, molecular function: calcium ion binding. NCBI's taxonomy places the organism in Eukaryota, Metazoa, Chordata, Mammalia, Eulipotyphla, Talpidae. The record is from RefSeq and is a predicted model, not a curated record.
AUGCCCGGGCCCCGCGGGGCGGCUGGCGGCCCGGCCCGGGAGAUGCGCGGGCCGGGGGCGGCGGGGCCGCUGGCGCUGCUGCUGCUGCUGCCGCUGCUGGGCCCGCGCGGCGGGGCCGAGGGGGGGCCGGCGGGCGAGCGGGGCGCCGGCGGGGGCGGGGCGCUGGCCCGCGAGCGCUUCAAGGUGGUCUUCGCGCCGGUGAUCUGCAAGCGGACCUGCCUCAAGGGCCAGUGCCGGGACAGCUGUCAGCAGGGCUCCAACAUGACGCUCAUCGGCGAGAACGGCCACAGCACCGACACGCUCACGGGCUCCGGCUUCCGCGUGGUGGUGUGCCCCCUGCCCUGCAUGAACGGCGGCCAGUGCUCCUCGCGGAACCAGUGCCUGUGUCCCCCGGACUUCACGGGUCGCUUCUGCCAGGUGCCGGCGGGAGGAGCCGGGACGGGCACCGGCGGCUCAGGCCCCGGGCUGGGCCGGGCCGGGGCCCUGUCCACAGGUGCGCUGCCGCCCCUGGCACCGGAGGGCGAGGCUGUGGCCAGCAAGCAUGCCAUCUACGCGGUCCAGGUGAUCGCAGAUCCGCCCGGCCCCGGGGAGGCCCCUGCCCAGCAUGCAGCCUUCCUGGUGCCCCUCGGGCCAGGACAGAUCUCGGCGGAAGUGCAGGCCCCGCCCCCCGUGGUGAACGUGCGCGUCCACCACCCGCCGGAGGCCUCCGUGCAAGUGCACCGCAUCGAGGGGUCGCACGCCGAGGGCCCGGCCCCCUCCCAGCACCUGCUGCCGCACCCCAAGCCCGUGCACCCCAGGCCGCCCACCCAGAAGCCCCUGGGCCGCUGCUUCCAGGACACGCUGCCCAAGCAGCCUUGUGGCAGCAACCCCCUCCCCGGCCUCACCAAGCAGGAGGACUGCUGCGGCAGCAUUGGCACCGCCUGGGGCCAGAGCAAGUGCCACAAGUGCCCCCAGCUGCAGUACACAGGGGUGCAGAAGCCAGGGCCUGUUCGUGGGGAGGUGGGCACUGACUGCCCCCAGGGCUACAAGAGACUCAACAGCACCCACUGCCAGGACAUCAACGAGUGCACCAUGCCUGGCAUGUGUCGCCAUGGUGACUGCCUCAACAACCCUGGUUCCUAUCGCUGUGUCUGCCCACCUGGCCAUAGCCUGGGCCCCUCGCGCACGCAGUGCAUUGCAGACAAGCCGGAGGAGAAGAGCCUGUGCUUCCGCCUGGUGAGCCCCGAGCACCAGUGCCAGCACCCGCUGACCACACGCCUCACCCGCCAGCUCUGCUGCUGCAGCGUCGGCAAAGCCUGGGGCGCCCGGUGCCAGCGCUGCCCGGCUGAUGGCACCGCUGCCUUCAAGGAGAUCUGCCCAGCUGGGAAGGGGUACCACAUCCUCACCUCCCACCAGACGCUCACCAUUCAAGGCGAAAGUGACUUUUCCCUUUUCCUGCACCCUGAUGGCCCCCCCAAGCCCCAGCAACUUCCUGAAAGCCCCAGCCGGGCGCCGCCUCCUGAGGACUCGGAAGAAGAGAAAGGGGUGAGCACGGACUCACCAGUGAUGGAGGAGCAGCCGUCGCAGCAGAGCCACCCUCCGGCCACCACCGCGCCCGCGCGGCCCUACCCCGAGCUGAUGUCCCGGCCCUCGCCGCCCACCAUGCGCUGGUUCCUGCCCGACUUCUCCCCGUCGCGCAGCGCGGUGGAGAUCGCCCCUACUCAGGUCACAGACACCGACGCGUGCCGCCUGAACCAGAACAUCUGCGGCCACGGGGAGUGCGUGCCGGGCCCCUCGGACUACUCCUGCCACUGCAACCCGGGCUACCGCUCGCACCCGCAGCACCGCUACUGCGUGGACGUGAACGAGUGCGAGGCGGAGCCGUGCGGCGCGGGGCGCGGCAUCUGCAUGAACACGGGCGGCUCCUACAACUGCCACUGCAACCGCGGCUACCGCCUGCACGUGGGCGCCGGGGGGCGCUCGUGCGUGGACCUGAACGAGUGCGCCAAGCCCCACCUGUGCGGCGACGGCGGCUUCUGCAGCAACUUCCCCGGCCACUACAAGUGCAGCUGCUACCCCGGCUACCGCCUCAAGGCCUCCCGGCCGCCCGUGUGCGAAGACAUCGACGAGUGCCGGGACCCCAGCUCCUGCCCCGACGGCAAAUGCGAGAACAAGCCCGGGAGCUUCAAGUGCACCGCCUGCCAGCCCGGCUACCGCAGCCAGGGGGGCGCGGCCUGCCGCGACGUGAACGAGUGCGCCGAGGGCAGCCCCUGCGCGCCCGGCUGGUGCGAGAACCUCCCGGGCUCCUUCCGCUGCACGUGCGCCCAGGGCUACGCGCCCGCGCCCGACGGCCGCAGCUGCCUGGAUGUGGACGAGUGUGAGGCUGGGGACGUCUGUGACAACGGCCUCUGCACCAACACGCCAGGGUCCUUCCAGUGUCAGUGCCUCUCUGGCUACCACCUGUCCAGGGACCGCAGCCGCUGCGAGGACAUCGAUGAGUGUGACUUCCCUGCAGCCUGCAUCGGGGGCGACUGCAUCAACACCAAUGGCUCCUACCGGUGUCUCUGCCCCCAGGGCCACCGGCUGGUAGGAGGCAGGAAGUGCCAAGACAUAGAUGAGUGCAGCCAGGACCCGGGUCUGUGCCUUCCCCACGGCGCCUGUGAGAACCUACAGGGCUCCUACGUGUGCAUCUGCGACGAGGGCUUCACGCCCACCCAGGACCAGCAUGGCUGUGAGGAGGUGGAGCUGCCGCACCACAAGAAGGAAUGCUACCUUAACUUCGACGACACGGUGUUCUGCGACAGCGUGCUGGCCACCAACGUCACCCAGCAGGAGUGCUGCUGCUCGCUGGGCGCCGGCUGGGGGGACCACUGCGAGAUCUACCCCUGCCCCGUCUACAGCUCAGCGGAGUUCCACAGCCUCUGCCCGGACGGGAAGGGCUACACGCAGGACAACAACAUCGUCAACUACGGCAUCCCCGCCCACCGCGACAUCGACGAGUGCGCGCUGUUCGGGGCGGAGAUCUGCAAGGAGGGCAAGUGCGUGAACACGCAGCCGGGCUACGAGUGCUACUGCAAGCAGGGCUUCUACUACGACGGCAACCUGCUGGAGUGCGUGGACGUGGACGAGUGCCUGGACGAGGCCAACUGCCGCAACGGCGUGUGCGAGAACACGCGCGGCGGCUACCGCUGCGCCUGCACGCCCCCGGCCGAGUACAGCCCGGCGCGGCGCCGCUGCCUGAGCCCCGAGGAGAUGGACGUGGACGAGUGCCAGGACCCGGCCGCCUGCCGCCCCGGCCGCUGCGUCAACUUGCCAGGCUCCUACCGCUGCGAGUGCCGCGCGCCCUGGGUGCCCGGGCCGUCGGGCCGCGACUGCCAGCUCCCGGAGAGCCCGGCCGAGCGCGCCCCGGAGCGGCGGGACGUGUGCUGGGGCCAGCGCGGAGAGGACGGCAUGUGCGCGGGCCCCCUGGCCGGGCCCGCCCUCACCUUCGACGACUGCUGCUGUCGCCAGGGCCGCGGGUGGGGCGCCCAGUGCCGCGCGUGUCCGCCGCGCGCCGCGUCCCAGUGCCCGACCUCGCAGAGCGAGAGCAACUCCUUCUGGGACGCGAGCCCGCUGCUGCUGGGGAAGCCCCCGCGAGAGGAGGACAGCUCCGAGGAGGAUUCGGACGAGUGCCGCUGCGUGAGCGGGCGCUGCGUGCCGCGGCCCGGCGGCGCGGUGUGCGAGUGCCCCGGGGGCUUCCAGCUGGACGCCUCCCGCGCCCGCUGCGUGGACAUCGACGAGUGCCGGGAGCUGAACCAGCGCGGGCUGCUGUGCAAGAGCGAGCGCUGCGUGAACACGAGCGGCUCCUUCCGCUGCGUCUGCACCGGCUUCGCGCGCAGCCGUCCGCACGGGGCCUGCGUGCCCCAGCGCCGCCGCUGACCCGC